GGACAAUGGCAAAACCCCCAAGUAUUCAAUGACCGACAUGGACAAACACCACUUCAAGACUGUCGGAGAGAUAUUGGCAGUGAGCAUUGCUCAAGGUGGACCACCCCCAAAUUUCUUCAUGGACUGGUGUUACAACUACAUGUCCACUGGAGAACUGGACCAGGAAGCGAUCACUGAGAUGGCUGUUACAGACCCAGAACUCAUUGAUUUAAUACAAGAGAUUCGGGCAGCUGACAACACAUCCCUGAUGGAGUGCACAGACAGGAUUUUGUCAUGUGGAUAUACAGGGCCAGUAUCCAUUGAAAAAAGGGAAGAUAUUUUGCGAUCUAUUGUCCUAUACUCAACAGUGAGGUUACUUCCUAUGCUCCAGCAAAUCUGCUCAGGUAUGAAGCUGUAUGGCCUCCUCAGCUUGGUCCAGAAAGAAAAGGACAUCUGCAGACAGCUCUUUGUACUUGGAUCGUUUAGCAAGGUGGAUGCUGAUUUCUUGGUGAAGUCACUAUCACCUGUCUUCAGUGAGAAGGGUACAAUGAGGCGUCAGAGAGAGUGCAGAGUAGUCAAUUUUCUGCAGGACUUCAUACAGGACAUGGAGGACGAAGAAGACGGAAUCAACACGGUCUUACCUGAAAGCGUUGCCGAGGAUGAAGGUGACAAGGAAGUGCUAAUUAACGUGGGCAAGUUCUGUCAGUGGCUGACAGGGCAAGCACACAUACCCCUCAGUCACGCAGACCGGGAGGGUUUCAGUAUUACAAUAGAAUUUGAUCAUGAUUGUCAGGUGCGUUUUGGGACACAUAGCAUCUGUUACCCAAUUGUGAAUGCCUGCUCGUGCUCCGUAACAUUUCCUGUAGCCCAUCUCACCACACAGGAGGAGUUCAGAAGGGUUAUUGCUCAAGCUAUAACAUAUGGCUAUGACUUUGGCCGCAGCUGAAUAACUGUUGAAUGAUACUGAAGUCCAGAUUGAAGACAUGUUUUAGUAGUAAUAAUUGAAAUUUGUCUGAUUGUCAAAUUGAACAUUUUGUAUUGGCAUUGUCUUUCCAGUCAGAGCUUUUGACUGAGUGCCAAGUAACUAUCCCGUUGAAUUUUUUUUGCCAUCAGUUCUGUCACAAUGUGUUUGGCAUGGAAAUAUUUAUUUCCAACAGAAUGCAGUUUUCUGUUAUUUUCAAUGUUUAAAUGAUGUGAUGCUAGUUAUCAGAAGAAUGCUGACACUGACUGAAAAUAAAAGUAAUCACGGUGAGUGUAAAUGGUUA
Molecule: messenger RNA, 1244 nt
Organism: Perca fluviatilis (European perch)
Lineage: Eukaryota; Metazoa; Chordata; Actinopteri; Perciformes; Percidae
Exons: 6
Coding region: 29-925 (298 amino acids)
Molecular function (GO): ubiquitin-protein transferase activity
Source: RefSeq, a predicted model, not a curated record